AUGCCUCAAGGUUUGACAGAUGUUAUGCAGCAGUGGGUAUGCCUGGAAGAAGAGUAUCAGCAUGCUCAGGAGACACACCGAUUGUACCUACAGAAAUUGGAGGAAAUUUCCAAACUGCAAAACAGCUGCUCUCGCUCCGUCUCCCAUCAGCGAAACAGACUCAAGGAGAUAUCCUCCCUUGUGAAACAAUGCAGCAAAGGACUGUCAGGAGAAGGUGCAAAGAGCCUAGAUCAAAUCAAAGAGAAAAUAAAAAUGCGACCCAAUACACUGUCUGAAAUGGAAGCUUUCCUCCCCAAGAAAAAUGGGCUGUACCUGAGUCUGGUUCUCGGAAAUGUAAACGUCACUCUUCUCAGCAAACAGUCAAAAUUUGCUUACAAAGACGAAUAUGAGAAGUUCAAGCUGUACCUCACUGUCGUCCUGCUGCUCUUCUCCUUUAUAUGCUAUUUCUUUGUGAGCUACAGAUUUCUUGAUGCGAUCCUUAACUUCCUGCUGGUGUGGUAUUAUUGUACGUUAACAAUCAGGGAAAGCAUCCUCAUCUCCAAUGGCUCCAGAAUAAAAGGCUGGUGGGUUUUCCAUCACUACAUCUCAGCUUUUUUGUCCGGUGUAAUGCUGACAUGGCCAGACGGCAACCUGUACAAGGUAUUCAGGAACCAGUUCUUGGCUUACUCCCUUUAUCAAAGUUUUGUUCAGUGUCUGCAGUGCUAUUAUCAGAGUGGAUGUCUAUACAGACUCCGAGCUCUAGGAGAAAGACACAACAUGGAUCUGACUGUGGAGGGAUUUCAGUCCUGGAUGUGGAAAGGGCUGACAUUUCUUUUGCCGUUCCUGUUUUUUGGUCAUUUCUGGCAGCUCUUCAAUAGCCUCUCUCUCUUCAGAAUGGCUCAGAUCCCGGACUGCAAAGAAUGGCAGGUGUUGAUGUGCAGCCUCUGCUUCUGCGUUCUGUUCAUGGGAAACUUCUUCACAACACUUGCUGUGGUCCAUCAGAAGCUCAAGAGGAGGAAUCACAAACCAAAGAGUCUUUGACACAUGCAGUAGUCGUUUUUUUCCCCUGUCACCACAGUGAGCCAAUUGCAUGAAUGGAUUUGGCUUAGUUUUUACACCAAUGCACUUCCUGACACAGCCCUGGCCUGGAAUUGAACCCAUGCCCUCGGCCGUGAACGUAUAAUGGUGUAAUGGUGGUGUGCGGGUACCAUUACAACACCAAGGAUGCGUAAAAAUGUACAUAAAUUGCUACCGAAAUGCAUGUUAGUGUAUCGGGCAGGUUUCUCCAUAUGUUUAGGCUCCUUUGUAAUUCCGCUCUGCAUACAUAAGUG
Molecule: messenger RNA, 1310 nt
Organism: Dunckerocampus dactyliophorus (ringed pipefish)
Lineage: Eukaryota; Metazoa; Chordata; Actinopteri; Syngnathiformes; Syngnathidae
Product: ion channel TACAN-like
Exons: 12
Coding region: 1-1020 (339 amino acids)
Biological process (GO): fat cell differentiation
Cellular component (GO): membrane
Source: RefSeq, a predicted model, not a curated record